UAUACCACUCUUAGGGUCGCCGCCGCCAUGGCCUCCUCCCCCUCCCAUAUCGCCAUCGAGGCCGCUAUCAACGGCAACCUGCGCCUCGUCAAGAGUAAGCGCCGCGCGCUCUCUCUCUCCCCGAACACUCGCGCGGCUCGGUGUUGUGCACUGCGGACGGAUUCGGCCGGGCUGGCCGCAAGUCCGUGAUCCUCCGCGAAAUUGGAGCGAGCUUCGAUUUAAAUGGCGAGGAAGGUGGACCUGCGGGGAGCCAAGGACGCGAAAGGGGACACCGUGCUCCUCUUCGCCGCGUGCAAGGGCAGCCUGGAGAUCUGCAGGUUCCUGGUGGAGGACUCCGGGCUCGAUGUCGAUUCGGCGUCGAAAACAGGCGAGACGCCCAUGGUCUACGCCGCGCUUGCGGGGAAGGUCCAGGUUAUGAGGUACCUCCUCGACCGCGGCGCCGACCCGGCCGUCCGUGACGACAACGGCUCGACGCCGCUGCACUAUGCGGCAGAGGAAGAGGCCCUAGUUCUGAUCUAUUUGGGUUUGCACAUUAUGUUUGUUGUGUCUCCAGGGCACUGCGAAGCUGUAAGGCUGUUGCUGUCCAAAGGAGUCCCCGUGGACCCUGUUGAUCACCGGGGCGCGCCGUUACAGUUGGCGGUUGCAAAGGACCGUGUCGAGGUUGUGAAGCUUCUGUUGGAGCAUGGGGCUGAUCCAAACAAAUUGGUCAAUCAUAUCCUUACACCACUCCUGAUGGCUGUCAUUAGGAACUCCUUGAAAUGCAUGAAGCUACUGAUUGAGGCGGGUGCUGAUCUGAAUGCUCGUGGUAACUCUGGACCAACUCCUUUAACACAAGCAGUUGAUGACGGUUCCACCGACUUUGUCAAGUUGCUCCUAGAGGCUGGAGCUGACCCUAACAUUCCUAGCGAGCAUGGUGCAAUUCCAGUCGAGCUAGCAGCAGUUCAUGGCCGACGUGACCUUGUUGAAGUUCUAUUUCCUAGGACAAAACCAAUUCCAUCUCUGCCAGAUUGGAGCGUUGAUGGGAUAAUUAGAACCGUGAAGUCUCCGCUUAUGAAUCAUCUUCAGGCCUCGGUUUCUGUGGAAGAAAAAAUUGCGUUUUGGAAGUCACAAGGAAAGGAAGCAUUUGCAAAGGAGGACUACCUUACAGCAAUGACCUUCUAUGGCAAGGUACUUGACACAGAUCCAUCUGAUGCCACCAUGUAUGCCAACCAGAGCCUCUGCUGGCUGCGUAUGAGACAUGGGAAGCUAGCUCUGGAAGACGCGCUCAAGUGCAGGAUGAUGCGGCCCCGUUGGUCCAAGGCCUGGUAUCGUCAAGGCGCAGCCCUCAGCUUCAUGAAGGACUACGAGGGCGCCGCUGACGCGUUCCGGGUGGCGCUGCAGCUCGACCCUAAGAAUGAAGAGAUUAAGGAAGCGCUGAGGAAGGCCGAGAAGGCUGUGGAGGAGCCGCAGCGCGGGUAAGAUAAGCAACUGCCGAUGCCGGGUCGCUUCCGAGGGAAGGAUGAUCGGAGAACUCUCUGCCUUGGUUCUUCUCACAUCUCUGCAAUGACCGCCGCUGUGUAUCCCUGCGCCGGAAUUACCGGGUACUAUGUACCCUACUACUAACAGUAAUAGCUACCGUUGCUCGUAUGUUAGGAUGUGUUGCGCUGGGGAGGCAGCCGGUUUCAAACUCUGCUCGAUCAGAGGCCCCGAUUUCGUCGGCAGUUACAGGGCCGAGACCUCGUUCUUUCUGACAGCAUUAUCUUAGGUGGGUGAUGUGUUGUGUUGUACAUAUAGCCUAAAUAGAUAGAUUGAUUUUGUGACGAUGAUGGUGACUGGCCAGGUGAAAAAUGCAUAGCUAGUGCUAACAGUAGCUGCAUUCUGUUAUUUUUUCGCCCCAAUGAAAUGUAGAGGUUAGUGAUUGAACCA
Molecule: messenger RNA, 1905 nt
Organism: Triticum dicoccoides
Lineage: Eukaryota; Viridiplantae; Streptophyta; Magnoliopsida; Poales; Poaceae
Product: putative ankyrin repeat protein RF_0381
Exons: 11
Coding region: 223-1458 (411 amino acids)
Molecular function (GO): protein binding
Source: RefSeq, a predicted model, not a curated record